Pararge aegeria (speckled wood butterfly) is the source of this 1848-nucleotide messenger RNA. RefSeq lists its product as uncharacterized. The transcript is spliced from 9 exons. The coding region runs from base 199 to 1833 and encodes 544 amino acids. The record is from RefSeq and is a predicted model, not a curated record. Lineage: Eukaryota; Metazoa; Arthropoda; Insecta; Lepidoptera; Nymphalidae.
GGUAGUGACGGGUUUUUAUUGUUUGAGUAUUCGUAUUGUCUACAUUUGUGCCUAGAAUUGUAUCAGAUUACACGUACUUUAUUGAACAAACUAAGGAAAGUCAAACUAAAUCAAUAUUAUGAAAACACUUUUGCGUAUUGGCGUGACAAUAAAACUGUUUGAUUAUUUUAACUAAAGUGCUAAUAAAGCGAGCCAAAAAUGGAAUUUGAGACGGUAUUAAACAGUGAAUUGGGGCAGUUUGGAAAGUACCAAUUGAUAAAUAUUAUAUUGUUAACUCUACCAGCAGCAGCUUCUGGAUUUAUGGCUGGCGAUUAUGUGUUUACAGCAGUCAUGCCAUGUGGAAAGCGGAAGUUAGUUAAGAAUUGGGAUAAGCCAAGAGUCAUUCCGGUGAUCAAGCCGUCACAGUAUGAACAAAAUGAAGCUUCAGUAAAAGUUCACUGGAAGAAUGUCAUUAAAACACUGGAGUUGUCCUACAAAGACGAAGCGUUUUGGGCAUCACAAAGUGACGUGGUCCGUGAACUCGUAGGGCCGAAAAUAUUCAAAAGGAUAGUCAAAAUAUUUGAUUUGCCAGAUGAAAAACAAUACCAGCCUCGUUCAGAGAAUACUUCUCCGGAUCCUUCAGAACUGUACUACCAAACAACGUCAUACGCUCCUGCGGGACCCAUGCGAGCAGCAUUCUCAGAAAGCGAUUUUGAUCCAGCAAUUUAUGAGGAAAUGGGAGAAGAAGAUGAGCCCGGAGUAGAGCAAUCGGAACUUUGGACCAUAACGUCAGAAUCUACAGAUGUGAGAAGACCUUCCAGAUCAAAAUCCAUAAUAAGAGCAAAGUCACUCAGUACCUCUAAAUCGAUGUCUAAAUCUUUCUCCAAAUCUAUGUCCAAAUCGUUCUCAAAGUUUAGCAAGACACAAAUGAAAUCAGCCUCUAGGUUAUCAAAGAUUAUGAAAACUGGACUAGAAUCAAGCAUCGGUGAACCAGCUACAACUCUAGAUGAUUUAGAAGUACAUGUCAGCGCUGAAAAAAUUAAGCAAGCCAUGAGGCCAAGGUUUCAGUUAAAAGUAAAAAAUCCCCACUUCGAUAUGCUUUAUUGCAACAAAUCUGAAACGGACAUGAUAAAAUGGAAAUCUAAAUACAAGCAGAAAACAUUCGAAGUUUCUGCAUCAGACGAAUUUAGCAAGAAGGCUGAAAUAAUGACUAAGAAGAUUGCUAAAGAAUUUUAUGAAUGGUGGACUGGUCUAGGAAAUGAAGAAUUUAAGAGCGAAAUUAAACGACCUGAAGAUAUCGAAGAUUUGUUCCAAUUAUGGUUUGAUGAGCACGCAUCGCGAGGUCUAGUUCUUGAUCCCAAGAUUCUUCCUUGUGUACUAAAAAGUAUUGCAGAUUAUGUUGGUGUUAAAAAGGCUUCUUGUCCAAGAGUUCUUAAGCGUCAAAUCGAAUAUGACAUUCACGCGGAGACCAGUCCUGCACAUACAAUGGCAUUUGGCACAUGUGUACCGCAAAAAAUGAAACACGUACCACCGAAUAACAACACUAAGAGCGUUUGGCAUUGUGUUAAGAUACCAGACGACUUGCGCACAAUGGCUUGUGUAUGGGAUGAUAUACAGCAUUUAACGUCAACAAAAGCGUUCCAUGCAUGGCUGCAAAAACGGCCACAUUUCCCGAUGCCACCUUUCCUAAAAUCACUCGAACAGCCCGGAGAGAAGAAACAGCCAUUCGUUGUGCCAUCGGAUUACGUUUUAAAAGAAAAGGCGUCCCUCGCCUCUGUACAAGACUUGGCUUUACCUAUCUCAAAAUUCUCUUUAGAACUGAAAGAAGUUUUGAGUAAACUUCUAAAUGAUUAAUUCGCAGCGAUUUUA